UUGACGAGCCCAACGAAGUGUAAAAGAUUGCUCAAACAAUUUUAAUUUAGAUAAUAAAAACGCUGUCGAUGACAAGGAAGCAGACAUGGAUACGGAUGACAGUAGCAUUACUAAUAUAAGUGCUGCGAGCAGUGAAUCCCUCUCUACAGAAAAAGACAUACUAAAAGAAUUUCAAAGAAUAUUUGCUCCGAAUAUUGAUCUCAAUAUCUAUUAUAAUUUAAACGCGGAUAGUGAUCAAGAUGGUAGCGAUUCUGUAGCACACAUACGCAUCGAACAAAUUGUUGCCGAGAUCAAUGAUAUGUCAACAUCUUCAGAAGCACUAUCAACAAAUAGUACAGUUUUAACAAUGAUGCCACCAGACACGCAGCAUGACGACGAAUCAACUAUAACACCAACAAGUUUGAAUACAACCGAUGAACCAUCCCUAUAUAGUGCGGGUAAUACAUCACCAACAUCCACAUCAUCUAUGUUUGCAAUACGUACACCAUCGCCAUAUUUUCUAAGACCACCAUUACCGAUUACAAGUUCUGCUGAUGAACGUGUGACCGUAACAGAAUUCAUAGAAGUGCGUAGGGCGCCAACAACACCAAAUAAUAACAAUGCAACUACGGCUGGAUUCGAAAAUGGUCCCAUUGGUACUGCAACCACUGAGGAUGAGGAUGAACUCAGCAGUCAAAAUAAUAAUAAUAAUACUUCAUGCUCUUUGUCAUCUACGUUAACCGAUAGUCGAACUCUCGAUGUUAGAACGCCGAUUGUUGUUUAAUAUUAAGGGUUUUGAGAAAAGAAAAAAGGUAUUUAAGGUAUUUAUAAUUUAUCAAUGGAAGGACAAAGAAUAAACAUAAUGGGUGUACUAUUUUUAAAAGUUUUGAACAAAACCACGUGUAUGAAAAUAAUAGGGAAACAUUAAGUUAUGAACUGGAUUAUGAUGAAAAUAAUUCUUAGCAUAAGACCUCUUCAUGAGUAUGAAAUAUGAAAAGUAAGCGAAGAUCAAUUCAUUAAAUCAGAUCAGGCAAUUUACCAGUUCUUAGGUAAGAACUAUUAUGUGUUUUCCUAAUAUAUUGAAUCGUAAUUUUUUUUUAAGUACUAAUACUGUUCAUCAAUAGAAAUCAA
Messenger RNA from Teleopsis dalmanni, 1110 nucleotides. RefSeq names its product probable G-protein coupled receptor CG31760. NCBI's taxonomy places the organism in Eukaryota, Metazoa, Arthropoda, Insecta, Diptera, Diopsidae. The record is from RefSeq and is a predicted model, not a curated record. The transcript has a single exon. Bases 86 to 763 code for a protein of 225 amino acids.